Messenger RNA from Lodderomyces parapsilosis, 2856 nucleotides. RefSeq names its product Cwh43p (gene CWH43). The coding region runs from base 1 to 2856 and encodes 951 amino acids. Gene Ontology annotation, biological process: fungal-type cell wall organization; GPI anchor biosynthetic process. The record is from RefSeq and is a predicted model, not a curated record. The transcript has a single exon. Lineage: Eukaryota; Fungi; Ascomycota; Pichiomycetes; Serinales; Debaryomycetaceae. Gene Ontology annotation, cellular component: endoplasmic reticulum.
AUGACAGAAAAGUCAGUUCCCCCCCAUACAUCCUCGAUUGGUCACAUUUCAUUCAAUGCAAAGUACAUAUCAUAUGCUCAUACUUUUUUUGCAGCACUGUCGUUUCUUGCGGCAUUGGCUGUAGGGAGCUACUUGCAUUAUCACAAGAUUGUUCAAAAUGCCUCGUUCGGUUACCCUGAUGAAUGGUUCCCAAGUGUUUCAGCAACUAUUGGGGACAGAUACCCUGAGAGGUCAGUGUUUCAGAUUGUGAUUGCCAUGACUGCUGGUCCCAGAUUUUUGCUUCUUGCAUUCAACUUCUUAAGCUUGUACAAAGAACUGUCGUAUUUACCUUUUGUUGCAUUAAUCGCUGGACUUUUGAGAACAUUAACUGCAGGUGGUUGGAUGUAUAUUACAUCCACAGAUGAUCAUGAUGCCCAUGACGUGUUUAUGAUAGGCUACAUCGUCUUGACGAUACCGUGGGAUGUAUGCACUACUUUAUUGUCACCAAAGGGAUCCUUUCAAAGAAAAGCUAGAUUUUAUACGGGUGUCAGUUUCUUUGGUACGUUGCUUCCAUUGAUUUAUUGGUUUAUUCAACAUAAAGUACACAUAAGACCUGGUGCUUACUCAGUUUAUGCGUAUUUCGAAUGGUCUCUCAUUGGCUUGGACAUUCUUUUCGACGCUUGGUCUGCAUUGGACUAUAGAGAUAUCGAGGUUACAAUUUCCGGUGAAGGGUUGAAAUUAGUAUCGGGGCAAAAAAAAAAGCCCAUUCAAGAGACCCCUAUAAAAUCUGUUAAGAUAGAGAAGGUAGAUGAAUUUUCCAACUUUGAAGUGAUUGCCAAUCUUAUCAACUCGUACAUGUAUUGGACCGUCUUGACAUCUUUGUUUUUGUGUGUGUGGUAUUUCCCGCUAUGGUACAUGGGUAUAUCCGGAUAUGAAGCGGUUGUCAUAUCAAUAUUCUUGUCACCAUUAUUGUUGUUGCCACAAUGUUUGAGAGUCUACCUCGCACAAAUGCCACAGUUGACAAGAUCAUUGACUGUCGUCUGUGGUAUUGGUGCAUACAAGUUUGAAGACCCAGAACAAAAACUAUUGGCUAUAACAGCGGGAACCGUAUUUGGUAUCAUUUCAACAGUAAAUGAGUUCUGGUCAUUAUCCAAACAUCCGAAGAAAUUGAAUUCGUAUAUUGCAACUUUUAUUUUGGGACUUUUAGCAACGUCCACAUUCAAGUUUUUAUUUUAUUCAAAUAAUCCUAUAUGGCCAAUAAUGCACAAGGAGAAUGGUGGUUAUAACCCAUUGGGUAUAUUCAUUGGAUUACUUGCAGCUUUCUUUACGCCUGUAUUAAAGAGAGAGGAGAUAUCGAGUCUUACAAGUUCACAUAAGGUUGGGGGAUCUCUCUUGUUGGGUGCAAUUGGUUUUGGUGGAUAUUAUUUCACAUUACAAGCAUUAUUAUCAGAUUCAGGAACGUUGGCCCUCUGGACGUGGGAGGGCUACCCAAUAAGAGGGCCGACUCCAGUAACUGGUGCGUUCCCACACAUUCUCACAUUCGCAAUCGCUCUUCUCGUAACUUUGAAAGUACAUCCAAAUGUAUUUAGCAGUUGGGGCUACAAUAUCAUUGUUGGAGGUGGGAGUGCCAUUACAUUUUACUUUUUGAAAGAUUGGGCGGGGUUUAUCGGGACAUUGGUGUUUGUGUUUUACAUUGUUUCAAUUGGACCACUUAUGUUGCACUCAAUCACUGGCUACAAUCCAGCAGGAGUGUUUUUCCUUGGAUAUUUCUUAAAUGUUAUAAUUUCAUUAGCUAGUGUUUGGAUUGUGGCAUAUGCUUUUGUUCCUGGUGGCCCAUUACUAAGAGAAAGAACCGAUAUUGUCUUGUCAACUGCUGUUCUUCUGAUUUUUGUUGGAAUAGCCAAUUACCAGUUGAGAAAGAAGGAGGUAUCAAUAAUCAGCUUUUAUAGCAAAAGAACUUUCAAGCAAAUGUCAACAGUUGUCACUGUGCUUAUUGCAUUGUCAUUAUCCACUGCUAUCAAAAGAUGGCCCACUGGGUUGGGUAAGCCAUAUCAUCCAGAAACGGAAACCUUCACUGCUGGAAUAUGGUGUGUUCAUUUCGGUUUGGACAAUGAUAUGUGGUCAUCAGAAACAAGAAUGAGGGAUCUUAUAAAGGAUGCAGAACUAGACAUUAUCGGACUUUUGGAGACAGACACACAACGGUUGAUUGGAGGAAAUAGAGACUUUACGCAAAAGAUUGCUGAGGAUUUAGGCAUGUAUGUUGACUAUGGCCCCGGUCCAAAUAAGCAUACUUGGGGAGCAGCUUUAUUAUCGAAAUUCCCCAUAAUCCAGUCAACGCAUCAUCUUUUACCUUCUCCCGUUGGUGAAUUAGCCCCUGCCAUCCAUGCAACAUUGGACAUUUAUGGCAACUUGGUUGAUGUUGUUGUUUUCCAUUCAGGUCAAGAAGAAGACGUGGAGGAUCGUAGGCUACAGAGUUUGGGCAUUGAAGAAAUCAUGGCCAAUUCCGAAAGACCGUUGGUGUUGUUGAGUUAUUUGGUUACCGAUCCCUUAGUUGGUAAUUACAACACCUAUGUUUCUGAAAAGUCAAGGAUGCAUGAUAUUGACUCAACCGAUUGGGAUCGUUGGUGUGAAUAUAUUCUUUUCCGUGAUUUGAGGAAGAUUGCUUAUGGCAGGAUUUCGAGAUCAACAAUCACUGAUACCGAAUUACAAAUUGCCAAAUUUGGUUUUGGUGGUUUUGAAAAUCACGAUUACCAUUUUGUUGAUGAGAAUGAUGUUGAUGAAAAUUUGAGAAUGCCACAAUUGUUUAGGGGUGAUGGGGUGAGAGGACAUAGGUAUCAUGUUUUUGACGAACCAAGGUACUUUGCCCCCGGACUUUAG